Molecule: messenger RNA, 1244 nt
Organism: Argentina anserina (silverweed cinquefoil)
Lineage: Eukaryota; Viridiplantae; Streptophyta; Magnoliopsida; Rosales; Rosaceae
Exons: 7
Coding region: 114-863 (249 amino acids)
Source: RefSeq, a predicted model, not a curated record
AAUCGAUUCAGCCUCUCAAAUUUAGGGUUUUCACUGCGAUUAAAUCCCCAGAAUCAUUUCAGAGCUUUCAACUUUUCUACUGUAAAUUUCUAAGGGCUUUUGCUUCAUUAGGGAUGGCUUUACCACCAAGUCCAAAACGCAGGCGUAAAGACGAUGGUACAAAUGAAACGACAGCAACUUCGCCGGAGAAAUCAUCCCCUGUGGUCGUCUUUGCGCACGGCGCCGGUGCCCCCUCUUCUUCUGAUUGGAUGAUCAGGUGGAAGGAUAUGUUGGGCAAAGCACUGAAUGCUGCUGAAGUUGUUACUUUUGAUUACCCAUACAUGUCUGGUGGGAAAAAGAGAGCCCCUCCGAAGGCUGAAAAGUUGGUUGAUUUUCACGCAGAUUUUGUGAAGCAAACUGUUGCCAAGGACCCUGGUCAUCCAUUGAUUUUGGCUGGGAAAUCUAUGGGUUCAAGAGUCAGCUGCAUGGUAGCUUGCAAGGAAGAUAUUCGUGCUUCAGCAAUCGUAUGCUUAGGAUACCCGCUACAGGGCAUUAAUGGGGCACUGCGAGAUGAAACCUUGUUGCAACUUUCAAUUCCCAUAAUGUUUGUACAGGGUAGUAAAGAUGCACUUUGUUCACUGGAAAAGCUAGAAGUUACUCGCAAGAAGAUGAAAUGUCUUACUGGUCUCCAUAUGAUUGAUCGUGGUGACCACUCCUUCAAGGUUGGAAAGAAGCAACUGCGAACCAUUGGGUCAACGCAAGACGAAGUGGAAGAUCUUGCUGUUGAGGCAAUUGCAGCCUGUCUGUCGAGUUCUUUUGGAGAAAGAUUCUCCUUGCUCUUGUGCCCUGCUGCCUUUUCUUUCAAUUUCAUUCCGGUCCUUUGAGCCACGCAGUGAACCUGGAUUUUGGCCUUGCCGAACUUCUGAUCUAGGUAGUAGGUCUGGGUUUGGCUAUAGGAAUGAGUUUCGGUUUUGGCUACGGUGUCUGAGUUUUGUCCGCAGUGGUGAGUCUGGCUGACAGUUACUGUAAAACUGGCUAGGCGCCCCUGCCGAAUCCUUGUCUUGAAUAGGUUUGUGGUUCUGCAACGAGGCCAUGGAAAGUGAUUGUGAGAGAAGUGUUCUUACCAGCUCUCUAGAACUCUCUUGUGGUUUCUUGGACAUGUGAUAUUGCCUUCUUUUAUAGCCUUAUAGGCAAUGGCAUGGAGCAUGGUAUGAACUUUGUUUCAUUUCUCGACGUUCAAUGACAUUUUUUUUUGAAUUGGGUAA